UGUGUUUGUGUAUAUCAAUGUAGCAGACUGUAUCAGAUAAAAUUUUAUUGUUAUUUAUAAAUAAUUGCAGCAAUAUUACAGAUUAUUCAUAUUUAUUAAUGUUAGAAACAUGUGUGAUAUAGAGGACGCAUGUAAUCUUUUAUAUACUGAAACAUCAGAACUAUACUUAGGCUGUAACAUAGCUAAAACAAAUUUAAUUGAUGCUCUAGAAUUUCAAAGAGAGUAUGUGUCCAAAAAUAUGCCAGUUAUUAUAAAAGGUGGUUGUGCCCAGUGGCCUGCUACUUUAAAGUGGAAUGCAGAUUAUUUGAGAAAAUCCAUACCAAGUAAGUCAGUAACAGUUGCAGUGACUCCAAAUGGAUAUGCGGAUGGUGUGACAAUGGACAGUACUGGAAAGGAAUACUUUGUUAUGCCAUUUGAAACGGAAAUGUCUAUUUGUCAGUUCCUUGACAUUCUAGAAGCUAAAAGGGAAAACUACAUACCAUAUAUCCAACGACAGAAUUCAAAUCUCACAACAGAUUUCAAUGAGCUUCUAAAUGAUGUAGAACCGGACAUAGCAUUUGCAAGUCAGGCUUUUAAUAAGAAACCGGAUGCUGUCAACUUUUGGAUGGGUGAUGAGAGAGCUGUUACAUCUAUGCAUAAAGACCCGUAUGAAAACAUAUACUGCGUAAUAGAUGGACACAAGGAUUUCAUACUAAUACCGCCAACAGACCUACCCUUUGUGCCAUACCAAAACUACUUGCAAGCAAAAUUCGAGUAUAGUGAAUAUGAAGGUUGGAAAAUAGACCUCUUAGAAGAACAAAACGACUUACCCUGGAUCUCUGUAGAUCCACUCAAUCCAGAUUUAUCGAAGUACCCCCAAUUCGAAAAAACCCAUAGGUACCACGUUCGUGUAAAUAAAGGCGAUUGUCUAUAUCUGCCUAGUCUGUGGUUCCAUCACGUGCGACAGAGUCACGGAUGUAUUGCUGUCAACUAUUGGUAUGACAUGGAGUUUGACAUUAAAUACUGUUAUUUUAAAAUGUUAGAGAAACUGUGUAGGAAAUAUUGAAAUGUUUUAAAACAUUUUUUUUAUAUUUCUCAUACAAAAAAUAUAAUUAUUGGUGUUAUAAUUUUUGAUGUUGUUUUCACUAGUUAUAAGUUAAUAAAUAAAUAAGAAUGCAAAAUGUAAUAAACAUUUAUAUUUGUUUCAUUGCUAUUAAAAUUGCCAUAAAAUAUA
Molecule: messenger RNA, 1213 nt
Organism: Leptidea sinapis
Lineage: Eukaryota; Metazoa; Arthropoda; Insecta; Lepidoptera; Pieridae
Gene: JMJD7
Product: bifunctional peptidase and (3S)-lysyl hydroxylase Jmjd7
Exons: 6
Coding region: 110-1045 (311 amino acids)
Molecular function (GO): 2-oxoglutarate-dependent dioxygenase activity
Source: RefSeq, a predicted model, not a curated record